This is a messenger RNA of Emiliania huxleyi CCMP1516, 279 nucleotides long. RefSeq lists its product as hypothetical. Lineage: Eukaryota; Haptophyta; Isochrysidales; Noelaerhabdaceae. The transcript is spliced from 2 exons. The record is from RefSeq and is a predicted model, not a curated record. Bases 1 to 279 code for a protein of 92 amino acids.
AUGCUCUCCGUCGCGCGCCGGCCCGCCGCCACGCCGUUGCCAAAGGCGCCGAGCGUCUCGGCGUCGAACGCGCCUAGUACGACACCCUCUCGAGUCUCGAACCCGGUGUGGGCUCAGGUCCCGUGGGUGGUGCGGCAGAAGGCGCCGACGGAGCGAGCCCAGCGCGCCUUGCCCGGCGAGAGCACGAGCAUGGUCGGCAAGUCGGUCUCGCCUGAGUCGGAGGCCGACGGCGCAGAGCCCGCCGCGCUGCGUGCACUCCGCCUAAGGCAGGCAAGGUAA